GUUAUGAAUAUUGGUAUUAUUGUGAUGGAUGAGGCAUUACAAAUAGUAGACCGUAUACAGACGCAAUAAAAAGGGUUGUUAUAGGCUCACUAUUAGAGAAUGGAUGGUGAUGUAAGUGAAUGAAUGCUUAGGUCCGUGUGACAUGAAAUCAUAGAGGAUAUGGUCAUGCGACGUGUAUAGGUCUUACGACGUGGUUGUUUUGUUUACCUUGGAAAACAGCAUACAAGCAGUUUCUGUUUUGUCUCUUUGGCUUCAAAUUCUCGAAGAAUUUUUUUCCUCAAGCAACCACGUGCUUUUCAGUGUUUAAUUACUUUCACCCAAAAAAAACAUGGUUAAUGGAAGUUGAUUUCCUCAUGAAUUUAGUCAUUGAGUUUGUGCAAAUAUGUUGCGUUGCGAGCACUGGUUAGUUCAAUACAUAUUAGUAUGAAAUUAUUACCUUUAAAAGUUAGUAACCUUAAAGAGUUUUCUUCAUAAAUUUAUAUGUUCUUAGUUUGAAAAUAAAUUUAAUACUAAGAAUAAAUAGAAACACUAGAAAAGAGAUGACUGGAUCGAGUGUGAGUUAAUAAUGUCGGGUGAAACAGAAACAAAAGGAAGAAGCAAUAAAGAAGGUCAGGAGAUUGGGUUCUCAAAUCUCUCUUCACGAAAACUAUCACUUUGACCUUGAUUGUGACCGGGAUUGUGAUAGUGGAGAAUGGAAAAGAGAAAUUUAAUUAUAUAGCUGUCUUGUCUCACUUACGAAAGAUCUAACUUAUUAGUAAUACUUGCAUGUUUUGGUGUUUGUGUGUUUUUCAGUGUCAAUUGUGCAUCGCCUCCAAUGUUUGUCGCACUCCGGUUUCUCUAAACCAACUCGUGUUGAGACGUUCUUACAUCUAGGGUUAUGGUUUGAAUCAGACAUCUCAAGACUCCGUCCUACAUUUUCAAUGUCUAAUGCGUUCAUGUGGGGAUAUCUAUAUACAUGUAUACACUCAAAUUUCGUACAUGUACAUUAAGGGAGAGAGAGAGAGAGAGAGAGAGAGAGAGAGAGAGAGAGAGAGAGAGAGAGAGAGAGAGAGAGAGAGAGAGAGAGAGAGAAGUGUGACAACAGAUGUGAAAGCAUGAAAAGAAAGUGCAUGAAUAGGGGCCAGUAGGGCUACAAAUUAUGUAAUAAAAAAUGUUAGGGUUUUAGGGUUAUGUACAUUUGAUUUGAGCUAUACGAAUUGAUCACACGUGGUAUGUGCACUUUGAUAUCGAUCUUAUCUUUGCGUAUAUAUCUUUUAAACAACAUAUAUAUUUCAUUUAACAGAUUAGUGGAUGGCCUACUUGGUAGCGUUUGUUUGAUUUUACUUUCAGUCACACUAAAAAUCUUGAACAUGUUACAAGAAGAUCAUUUAUAACAUAGAAUUUUGGAACCGAUAUUAAAUGUUCAUAGGAGGAUAUAUAAUAAUUACAUGUACAUUAAUACAUGAGUAGUAUUCACGUAAAGCCUAAGAACUAGUAAAAUAUAUAAUAAAUGAAUAAUAAGCGGCUGAUCAUUCAAUAGGGUUCACAAACUUACAUUGACGGUCAAAACUCAAAACACUUUUCAUUCCUGUAUAUAAAAUCACUGGAGUAGCUCAACGACUUGGCCUGUCAUGUAAAUAAACAACUCAUCUCUUUCUCUCUUUCUACUUGAAGAUAAUGACCGGAAACUUGAACGGCGGUGGAAGAGGAGGAGAAGGACCAUGCGGGGCGUGCAAGUUCUUGAGGAGGAAGUGUGUGAGUGGAUGCGUUUUCGCUCCUUAUUUCGAUGCAGAGCAAGGGACUGCUACGUUUGCAGCGGUUCACAAAGUGUUUGGAGCAAGCAAUGCCUCUAAGAUGUUACUGAGAUUGCCUUUGAACAAGCGGCAUGAUGCGGUCUCCACGCUCUGUUACGAGGCUUUGGCUAGGCUCAGUGAUCCUGUUUAUGGCUCUGUUGGCCAUCUCUUCUCUCUUCAACACCAGGUUAUGAAUCUACAAGCUGAGAUUGCUCAUGUUCAAGCUCGUCUUUCAACUUUUCAGCGUUUUUCUGUAAUCCCUCCACAACAAAUGCAACAGCCACCUCAUAACAAUGAAUAUCCGGUAGAACAAACUAACUUGGAUUUUGCGUGGGAAGAAGAACAAUUAUCUCUGGCUGGAAAUGAAAAUGGUGUAUUUCAAGAACUGGCGAUGCAGUUCGUCUCUAAGUAUAGCUUGCACUUUCAGUUAGGUUAAAUCACAAGCCACACUUAUGUAGUAUAGCAGUGGAGGAGUGUCUUGAUGAAAAAAAGUUGACAGAGUUUUUAUUCUUCAUAGUUGACUAUCUCCACUGAUAUCAUUACUUUCUUAAUAGUGAUGUGUUGCGUUUUUGGAAAUUAUCUGUAUUUCCAUGAACAUCAGAUCAUGAUUAGUGUUAUGGUUCUCAUUCUGCAAAAACUAGUUUUAUGAUUUUGGGUUACCAAUCAACCAAAAUUAUUUCUUUAAGCUUUACUCUUUUGUUGUAACUGAUGCUAUCGGUUGGAUUUAAUAGGAAAUGAUAUCGUUUUUUUUAAAAAAAAGGCCAAUAAACAAAACCAAUACAAGACGAACAAACCAAAUAUCUUACUAAGAUUCAACUUUAGUGAUGAUAGGUUUAUUGGAUUUUGAAGUAGUAUACCAAUGAUGAUUUUAGAAAAUUCCUUCUAUUUUGAAGAUAUAGUAAUUGAUACUAAAAUAGAUUGAUAGAGACCAGGAUGAGCUAGUGUUGUUGUUAAUGAAGAUCGAUGACAAUCAUAUAUAUGUGUUCUUGAGAUUUUCUUUUUUUUUGGCUUUACGGAUCUGUUUUGUUUUGAUGGAGUAUUGCCUCUGUAUAAUGCUCAUGUCUGAAGCCUUUGCUUGAUUACCCUGGAUCUUCCAAUUUCGGGUGAACUGUACUUGUUCAAGCUUAAUCUAAUGAAGAUUUAAAUGGGAAAAAUAAGAAAGGAAGUUGAAUUUGUCAACCAAAAUUUGAGGAAAAAAAUAUUUUCACACACAAAAUUGUAAUUGCAAACUUAAAAAGUCAGUUGGGCUUAAACUCAAAAGUUUAAAUGUUUGCAAUUACACUUCACCCAAAAUUUUGACGGACUUCAAGAGCUACAAUGGGCCUUGUUAUUUAAAAAUAAUUGACGAUUUCAAAUUUGAAUUGAAUUGGACU
Messenger RNA from Brassica napus (rape), 3145 nucleotides. Its product is annotated as LOB domain-containing protein 19-like. Gene Ontology annotation, biological process: positive regulation of DNA-templated transcription; hormone-mediated signaling pathway. NCBI's taxonomy places the organism in Eukaryota, Viridiplantae, Streptophyta, Magnoliopsida, Brassicales, Brassicaceae. The record is from RefSeq and is a predicted model, not a curated record. Gene Ontology annotation, cellular component: nucleus. The transcript has 2 exons. The coding region runs from base 1657 to 2208 and encodes 183 amino acids.